GCUGCUAUUUUUAUUUCCCAAAAAUAGCGUUCAUUCGAUGCCGAGGAUGCGAUGAAACUUCACUCACCGUGCGAUUCUCCGGAAUGAAGAGAAAUCGCCGGAGAAUUAUUCCUAUUAAUCUCGCGAACGUUUCCAUCAGUCAAUUAAAAUCAGUAUGACGGGCAAAUGGAAUUCCAACGCAGAAUACGAUCUGGGUUUUUACAAAUUAAUCAAUCGAGUAUUAGGAAUAUAUCCCUUGGAGUGUCACGAGAUAUUUUCCACAAUUCGAAUGAUCGUCGUUCUGACAAUAAACUGGAUUAUGCUGUACGAGCAAGCAAUAGAUCUGAUAUCCGGUUGUGGUAAAACGGAAGAAAUAAUAGAAUCCAUAGUGGGAGUUCUAUCGUACCCAGUGGCAAUUGCUAAAAUCAUAUUGCCCAGGUAUUACUGGAGAAAUAUGAAAGAAAUACUAGAGUCAGCUGUUGAGGAUUGGUCAAGGAAUAUUGAUACCGCAGCCCGCAAGACUAUGAUGGAGUGGGUGGCAAUCGGCAGAUUUAUAUUCAUCCUUGAGAUAACGAGCUUGUGCAUGUUAUUAACAUACACGACAAUAUCUCAUUUUCCAUUCUUCAUCUUGAAUCAAAAUCUCUUGGAAAAUGAUACAAUAGACAGGAAUUUGCCGUGGGGCAGCGGCUGUUGGUUGCCACCAAACACAUCGAACCAAAUAUUUCUCAUCGUUUACUUCGCAACUUGCGUACAACAAAUUGUGGGAAGUCUGAGUAACAUGGGAUUCGAUGUCUCCCUGUUCAUAAUUCUCAGUCAUAUGUGCGGACAAAUUGAAAUUCUAAAAGUUGAUAGAGGAAUGGGUACGGAUGCCACUAUGUUUGAUCCGUCGACAAAUCCCCAGAAAGUUUACCGUGAGUUCAUAAAUCGCCAUAAUCAUCUCCUUAAUUUAUGUAAUCUCUUCGAAAGAACAUUCAACAUUAUCAUACUGAUACAUAUGGUAUUGUAUCUUGGACUGGUUACAAUUCUACUUCUCAACACAUUCGUCGCGUGGUACUACCAGAAUAUCGCAAUGGUAAUAAAGGCAGUGUUUGAAUUAAUGAUAAUCUACGUGCAAUUAUUCGUGUACUGUUAUGCGGGUGAAAAGCUGACGAAUCAAAUGGAGAAUUUACGAGAUAAGGUUUACAGCUCACCAUGGUACACACUAUCGAAACAAUCCAUGAGGGAUGUGAGCUUCAUCUUGAGGAAAUUGAAUGAUCCAUUUCAUCUGACCUGCGGUAAAUUUUAUCGCAUGAAUAUGGACAAUUUCAAGAAUAUCGUAAAGGUAACGGCGUCGUAUUGUUCCGUGAUAAGGCUCAUGUUUUACGAUUAGAUCGUAUUUUUCAAGUAAAUGUAGUGUGCGCAGCAUAAAUGGAUGAAGGAUUAAUGUGAAAUUCGAUAAUAAAUUGGUU
Molecule: messenger RNA, 1427 nt
Organism: Fopius arisanus
Lineage: Eukaryota; Metazoa; Arthropoda; Insecta; Hymenoptera; Braconidae
Product: odorant receptor 46a, isoform B
Exons: 3
Coding region: 155-1348 (397 amino acids)
Biological process (GO): detection of chemical stimulus involved in sensory perception of smell; sensory perception of smell
Cellular component (GO): plasma membrane
Molecular function (GO): odorant binding; olfactory receptor activity
Source: RefSeq, a predicted model, not a curated record